UACAGCAAAUUUUGAUACUUAACGAGCUUAGUUUUUCCAGACAAAAAGAGUAAUAACAAUGCAAGUGAUUCCACCAAAAAUAAAAAAGAUAUUAGACAAAUGGAACAUCAGAGGACUUGUGAUAUUAUCUCUGUUGUUCCAAACGUCUCUUAUCUUCCUUGCACCAAUGCGGAAACGCACAUCAAAGAAGUUGCUCGCUGCGUUUCUAUGGACCGCAUAUCUUUUAGCGGAUUGGACCGCUAAUUAUGCGGUGUCUCAGAUCACUAAAAACCAAGGGAAAGAACCAGAACCUGACGAUCCUCCAAAAAACAAGAAGCUUCUUGCUCUAUGGGCACCAUUCUUGUUGUUGCAUCUUGGUGGUCCGGACACGAUUACCGCGUUGGCUCUUGAGGAUAAUGCGUUAUGGCAACGUCAUUUGUUUGGCCUCGUCUCUCAAGCGCUUGCAGGUGUUUAUGCGGUGGUGCAAUCGCUAGAAAACGCACUAUGGCCACCAAUCACACUUUUAUUCAUCACCGGAACGAUUAAAUACGUGGAGAGAACACGAGCAUUGUACUCAGCGAGCUUGGACAAAUUCAAAGACAGAAUGCUUCAACAAGCAGACGCUGGUCCUAACUACGCUAAGCUAAUGGAAGAAUACGCUUCAAGAAAAAAGUCAAAUCUCCCAGCUAAAAUCUUCUUAACCGACGAACCCGACAAGCACGAGAGACCCCCUACACUCGUUAAACCGGACCGAAAAUUAACCCAUCUCGAAAUCGUUCAAUACGGCUUCAAAUUCUUCAACACUUUCAAAGGUCUUGUCGUUGAUCUUAUUUUCAGUUUCCGUGAGCGAGACGAAAGCAGAGAUUUCUUCAAUAAGUUGAAACCGGGAGACGCUCUUCGGAUUAUCGAAAUGGAGCUCGGUUUUCUUUACGAAUCGAUGUAUACGAAAACCGCAAUUCUUCAUACGGGAAUCGGUACUCUGUUUCGGUUAAUUUCCUUUGGAUCGCUUCUUUCUUCCUUCUUUGUCUUCCAUCGUAGACCACUUAAGUCUGAGGAUUUUCAUGGAGCAGAUGUUGUGAUCACUUACAUUUUGUUUAUAGUUGGUAUCGCACUUGAUCUUGCAUCAAUGGUCAUUUUCUUGUUCUCGGAUUGGACAUUCGCGGUAUUGAGAAAGCUUAAGGAUGAUCCAGAGGAAAAGAAUAAUAGUUCUAUCGACUUUUUACUCAAUUGGUUUCUCGCGUUUAGGAAACCGCGUUGGAAGGAGCAUACAUGCAACGGAAACCAGACCCACAAGGUGCUCUCGACGGGGUUUUUGUCACGGAGAUGGUCAGGCACGAUCUACGGAUUUAAUUUCAUCGGAUUUUGUCUGAAAGCCAAAGUUUCAAGAAUCCAUAAGAAGAGAAACUGCAAUGUUUUAGUGUGGGAAUCCGUGGUUUCGCUAUUCGAUCUGGUGAUCAGAAGAAUCAAAAUGUUGUUUGGAUCGAUCAAGAAUGUUAAUAGAUCAAUAAGAAGCGUGCUCCGGCAAUGGUCUAAACAGAAUUCGAUGGUUCGUUACACGGUUUACCCGAUAUACCUCGUAUUCUUUGCCGGUAUUCCUGAAGUUUUUAGAGUCCUUUGGAAAUACAUUGAUCGAAUCUUCAGUGUUAAAUCUUAUCUAGACGAGAUUAGGUUCAUUUCGAGAGAGCCGUUGACGAAGAAUCAAUGGGAAUUUAUAUUCAAUGAGCUGAAGGAUAAGUCCGGCUUUGCGGAAACACCUGAAGUUGCAAAGAAAGUGUCUUGGGCGAGAGGAGAAUGGGCUUUACGAGUUUCAAGAUUGGCGGAAGUUGAUAGAUUGAUGUGUUAUAUAGAGAAAGUUGAUUAUGAUCAAAGUCUCCUCCUUUGGCAUAUCGCUACCGAGCUCUGUUUUCAAAUAGAAGAUGGUGGGAAGAUGGAGAAUCUGAGCAAAGAAAGUUAUGAUGACCGAGAAUUCAGCAAGAUUAUAUCUGAUUACAUGAUGUAUUUGUUGAUAAUGCGACCGAAAUUGAUAUCGGAAGUUGCGGGAAUCAGGACUAUAUGGUUCAGAGAAACUAAAGCUGAAGCUGAGAGGUUUUUCAAAGGACGGCAAAUCAAGGACUUGAGAGAUAUGAAACGAGCGAGUGAGACGGUUUUAUUGGUUAGUAACGAUAUUGAGCCGAGACUUGAUCGAAGCAAGUCGUUUCUUUUUGAUGCGAGUAUAUUGGCGAAAGAGCUUCAGAAAUUGAAAGAGAGUAGUAAUGAAGAUGGGAAAUGGAGAGUGUUGAGCAAAGUGUGGGUUGAGUUGCUAUGUUACGCAGCAAGUCAUUGUAAAGCGACAGAGCAUGUGGCGCAACUUAGCAGAGGCGGUGAGCUACUUAACUUUGUUUGGUUGUUGAUGGCUCACUUCGGAUUAGGAGAUCAGUUUCAGAUCAAUAAAGGAGAUGUUAGAGCUAAACUCGUUGUAGGAGAGUGAUAGUUAUAUAUAACCCAAAAAAAAAAAAUAUCUUUU
Arabidopsis arenosa is the source of this 2482-nucleotide messenger RNA. The record is from the annotation of a GenBank genome assembly. Lineage: Eukaryota; Viridiplantae; Streptophyta; Magnoliopsida; Brassicales; Brassicaceae.